GUGAAUCUCCUAUUCCAUCAGUUUCCUCGGGAUCAUCUUCACCCCUUUCAGCUGCUUCUGCACCUUCGAACUUGGGCCAGCCAAAAUCAGGGAGCGCAAAUCAAGACCGAAAGGUGCCUCCACCUAUCGGGACAGAGAGACUUGCUAGAAUUAGACAAGGAGGCUCUGUCACUCCUACCCCAUUGGGAACCAACUUCACAGCCCCGGUUGGCCACAGCGGUAUCUGGUCGUUUGGUGUCAACAAUGUGUCAGGCUUGUCAGGUUGGUCUCAGCCUGUCAUGGGAAAUCAUCCAGUGCAUCAGCAGUUAUCGGACCCAGGCACCUUUUCCCAGCAUCAGCCAAUGGAGAGAGAUGACUCCGGGAUAGUGGCUCCCUCAAACAUUUUCCAGCAGCCUAUGCCAAACAGCUUUGUGGAUUUCCCUAAAGCCCUACCAAUUUCCAUGUACGGAGGCACUAUAAUACCUUCCCACCCUCAGCUAGCUGAUGGACCAGGUGGCCCUCUCUUCAACGGACUGCAUACUCCAGACCCAGCAUGGAAUCCCAUGAUAAAGGUUGUCCAAAACUCAACAGAAUGUACUGAUGCUCAGCAGAUUUGGCCUGGCACCUGGGCACCUCAUAUUGGAAACAUACACCUCAAAUACGUCAACUGAUUUAGGAGGGCCUACCUCUUUUAAGCCUUGUUUGGAGAAACCUAUGACCUUGGAAGAACCUGGGAAUUUUUUAAUGUGCCUAACUAAGCAAUUUUUUUCUGUGGGCUGUAACAAGAAAAACUUGUUCGCCUGUUGUGUAAGAACAAAUUGAGUUACCUAUUCAACUGAUUCUGUUCUCCAGUUAGUUUAGCCAUUUUGAACUCAAUCGGAUGAACCUAGUGCUUUUGGCUAAACACUACUGAAUGCUACUUGUAUGCAGCAGAGAACUAGAUGAUUACAUGAUUUCAACCUUUUAGGGUGGUAAAUACAUGUAUAAUUGUUUACAUACUUAAAAGGAAAAACGUUGAGUAAAUUUCAUGUCGUAUAGUGGCUCUACUUUAUGUAGCCUGUAUUAAUGUGAAAUAUUUACCUGAAUAUUCAAUAAAAAGAUGAACAUUAA
Messenger RNA from Sphaerodactylus townsendi, 1089 nucleotides. Its product is annotated as ankyrin repeat and KH domain-containing protein 1-like. Gene Ontology annotation, cellular component: cytoplasm. Lineage: Eukaryota; Metazoa; Chordata; Lepidosauria; Squamata; Sphaerodactylidae. The transcript is spliced from 4 exons. Gene Ontology annotation, biological process: innate immune response. The coding region runs from base 279 to 650 and encodes 123 amino acids. The record is from RefSeq and is a predicted model, not a curated record.